CUCAAAAGCAAUGACUUAAGCAAUAUUUGGAAUUUUGAACAAAAGUACAUAUACAUUGACCGCACUAUAAAAUCGGUUCCAUAUAACCGUUCUAAUCGGCGCGCGGCGUACUAUUCCAUUCAUUCAUAGUAGCGAAUUGACCGAGAUUUUCUCUAAGCCAUCCGCGGUGCCACCGGCAACUUAGAUAUCUUUCUCUUCUUCUUCAUUGGUGAAACGACCGAAGUACAAACGGACAGACGGACGCGAGCUUGUAUUUGUUUUAGUUUGGAACGCGAGUGCUGCUGAGCUGAAUCUGUAACGCGACCGGCGACCUGGUUUGAAAAUGAGCAAGAAAGCAGAUACCCUAACAGGGAGCAUCAUCGGCAUCUCAGACAUCACAGAAAACAGGGACAUAUGGCGCAUGUUAGCCGCAGAAUGCCUGGGCACAUUUCUCUUGGUAUUCAUCGGGUGCGCUUCAUGUAUUGGAAUCAAUGGGCCAAGUAGUGUGGUUCAAAUUUCAUUGACUUUUGGACUCACCAUUGGUUCUAUCAUACAGGGAAUCGGACAUGUGAGUGGAGGUCACGUGAAUCCAGCUGUCACAAUAAGCUUUUUCGUAACAGGUGACAUCAAACUAUUGAGAGCGAUUUUCUACAUCAUAGUCCAAUGCGUUGGAGCUAUUGCUGGUGCUGGGUUACUUAGGUUCGUCGUUCCAGAAGACAAAGUGGGCAAUCUAGGAAUAACAGAUGUUAGCUCUCAGCUGACCCCCAUUCAAGGAGUGCUGAUGGAAACAAUACUGACAUUCUUGCUGCUAUUUGUGGUCCACGGCGUAUGUGAUUCUAAAAGACGAGACAUAAAGAGCUCUGCUGGGCUAGUCAUCGGUCUUGCUAUUGCAGCUGCUCAUCUUAGCGGGAUCCCAUACACAGGUUCCAGCAUCAACCCAGCAAGAUCAAUUGGCCCUGCUAUUAUCAUGAACAUUUGGAACAAUCAUUGGGUCUACUGGGUUGGGCCAAUCCUGGGCGGUGUAAUAGCGGGAGUGGUCUACAAGAUUCUCUUCAAAGCCAGACAUGAGGAAAGCGAUUCCUACGACUUCUAAAGUACCUAUUCAUAUUUAUUUCUUAUUUAUUUAUUGUUUUCUAUAUACGAUCGGCAUUUUUUAUUUCGCCACUACUCAACUUUGAAUGUUGGUACUCAGAUAUGGUUUACUUAUUAGGUACCUGUUAUUGAAUGAAUUGGUACAAAAUCUUAUUACUCCUCAUAUUGUAGGUGAUAUUAUCGUUGUAAGAAGGAACUUUGUAUACGUAAGAGACACAAUUAAUUCGGUGAAAGCUCGUUUAAAAAGGAAGAAAUAUAUUAUCAUUUUUUUUUUGUUUCUUGAUAAAGGGCUUUUUACUACGUUCUGAUUUAGUACUAACACAUUUUAGCUACCAUGAACCAGCGUUUAUGAAAAGAAUGUGAAUUGAAUAAUUACCAUUUUAUGUGAGAAUAAACGAAAUGAUUGAGUCAACCUGUAUUAUCUCAGACUUCAUAUGAUAUUUCUUAAACAUUCACAUAAAUAUUGAGAUAUUAUUUUUUUUCAAAAAUAUGUUGUGAUACUUCGAUGUCUUUAUAUUCAUACUUAUAUGUAUAUCUCGCUUUAGGUUACGUUUAGUUUUGUUUGUAAUCGUCUAGAAGUAAAGAUAUAUUGUAAAAUUUAGUUUCCUGUAAUGCAUAUUCAUUAUUACAACCAGAAAAUCCUUCCUCCUUUUGUACCGUAUUUGUUUCUUCUAUAGGGUGCAUCCAAUAAAGUGAGUACAGGUAGGUCCUUAUUCAUAUUAAAAUGAAACAUCAACUAAGAUAGCAAAAAAUUAUUUAAUGAAAUUUCUGUUAUACAAUUUUCCAUAGGAGUAUACAAUUACUUUUAAACGGGUUAUCAUUAGAGAUUUAUAAGUUACAAUUAUAUUAUUUAAUAAAAAUAACAGUCUUGUUAUGUCUAAAUAACUAACAAUAAACUUGAAAUAAAAUAUACAGAAAACAUGCUUUUGCAUGAAGUUGGUAACAUUUGUAGAAUGCUUGACUGAAAGAAAUCAAAUGUUUCAGUAUCCACAAUAAAG
Molecule: messenger RNA, 2069 nt
Organism: Acanthoscelides obtectus
Lineage: Eukaryota; Metazoa; Arthropoda; Insecta; Coleoptera; Chrysomelidae
Source: the annotation of a GenBank genome assembly